GGAUGCAGCGCACGCAUAGGGCGACAAACGUUCACAACGGCUGAAUUCGUUGCAUGUAUUUUUGCUGCACCAGUGAUUGUGCUCUGUGACCAUCGUGAAGACAAAUUUUACCGCCAUAUAAGGACGGAAAUCUCCGCCAAGUCGCUGCUUCCUAAUGCAAUCACUGUUUGGUCGGGGGCCAAAAAGUCGCGCGCGUCGUGACUUGAUAAACCAGGUUGUAAAUCUGCGGUACCAGCGAAUUUAUUUGACAAAAACAGCACUGAAACGUAGUGCCCCGUCACUAAGCGGAAACAUAGUUUCUGUGGUAACAAUGGAUAGAUGGAUACAACUUUAUUGGACAUCUGGCAAGGUUUAACGCGACCCGAGCCUAGGUCUCCCACGGCGGAACGUCAAGGCCCUGCCUCAGUGCUGCCUCACGGGUUUGCUGGACUGUGGUAACAAGAAAAGAAAACAACAUGAGAACAUCUACAUAUUUCGACUAAAAAUGAAUUGAAGCUUUCACCCGACUUCGACAAGUCCUAAAUGGCAAACCGGUUCUGUGCCAAUGACCCCGACGUGCUGUUCGAGGCGUCCCGCAUGGUGGUCGGGCAGUGCUGUGCGGUGGAUCUCAACUUGGGCUGCCCCCAAGCCAUCGCCCGUGCCGGGCAUUACGGUGCUUUUCUUCAGGACGAAUGGGACCUCCUCUCCAGAAUGGUGAACAAGUUACACACGGAGCUUGAGAUUCCGAUCACCUGCAAAGUGCGAGUGUUUCCAGAAGUCGAGAAGACUGUUGAGUAUGCCAAGAUGCUUGAGGCGGCUGGGUGUCAGGUGCUGACUGUCCACGGCCGGACAAGAGACCAGAAAGGACCAUUCACCGGUCUCGCAAAUUGGGAACACAUCAAGGCAGUGAAGCAGAAUGUCAAGAUACCUGUGAUUGCCAAUGGAAACAUUCAGUAUCUGCAAGAUGCUAUUCGAUGCCUUGAAGAGACCGGAGUUGAUGCAGUAAUGUCAGCUGAGGGCAACCUGCAUAAUCCGUACUUGUUCACCGGGAAUCAGCGUCCCGUCUGGGAGGCAGCGCUGGAAUACCUGGAACUGGUCCGACAAUACCCGUGUCCAACCUCGUACAUCCGAGGGCACUGCUUCAAGCUUCUCCACCACUGCAUGACCAUGCCCGAGAAUGUGGACUUGAGGGAAAAGCUUGCCAAGGCGAACACUGUCGAGACAUUCGAAGAGGUCGCCACUGCACUAAGGGAACGGUAUCAGGACAAAACCUGGGACCCAGAUUACAACUGUCCGCAGGCUGACCUUCCUUUCCCACCCUGGAUCUGCCAGCCGUAUGUGAGACCCAGCCCUGAGGUGGUCCAGGAGACGAAGCGAGACCUGAACGCCGAGUACCUGAAGCUCCUGGAGCUGACAGCAGCCAUUAAGCGCCCCGUCGACUUGGACCUGCUCAGCCUGUCCAGGAAGCAGCUCAAGCGCUUGCGCAAGAACCCCCGCAAGGCCUUCGCCAACCGUGAGCAGUUUGUGCCCUGCGCCAAGUGCCCCAAUCCCAGGUGUACAAAGUGUGUCUACGAUCUCUGCAAACCGUGCUGUCGUAACCGGGUGAAAGAGAACUUUGAGAAUUGCGAAGGGCACAGUUUCUUCUUCAAGCCGAGAACAGAAGAAGAAGAAUUGAAAAUGAGAAAAGCCAGGGAUGCAAAGAAUGUCUCGAACACGCCCACAGACAGUGUGACGGGAAGCUCCUUAAUUGAAACUGACUUCUCAGAAAUACCAACUUGACUUUAAUUCGCAGGAAAGUCAGCCCAUUCAACUGUACAGAUGUGGAGUAAUAUAUGUACAUACCACUGGCAAAUAA
Molecule: messenger RNA, 1834 nt
Organism: Dermacentor albipictus
Lineage: Eukaryota; Metazoa; Arthropoda; Arachnida; Ixodida; Ixodidae
Gene: Dus1
Product: Dihydrouridine synthase 1
Biological process (GO): tRNA processing
Molecular function (GO): flavin adenine dinucleotide binding; tRNA dihydrouridine synthase activity
Source: RefSeq, a predicted model, not a curated record